UUUACUACAACCUGUCGUUUAAACUCGUGGUUCAUUGUGAUUGAACGAUUGAAGUCGACGUGGAGGACAACUGGUAUUACAACACACAUCGCCAGUCAUUCAGUGACUAGACCUGAUUAUAUGGCAUUUUUUAAAGCACUUGCACUGGCUUAUAUAAAUCCCGUGUUUAAAAGUUUUUGAAGCCGAACGGAACGGAAGUAGAAAAAACCAAGUCAUAAUAAACAGUCUUUUAUUACAUCGGGCGAAAUAUACCGACAUGCUAAUGUCUAGUAAGGUCAUUAUUUUCAUAACAUGCCUUUAUAUGGCAUCGCAAAUACUAGCUAAUAGCGAUGAGGACGAAGACGACCCGAAGAAGAGCAUGGAAGCGCUCGGAACGUUCUUUAAAAUGAUGUCUGGCACGGAUAAAGAGUGUAAAAUGAGUUGCCCGGAAGGAUCGGUGCCAUUGCCGCGACCUGGUCAUGUUCCGAGCAGCAAUGGCUGUGGAUCUUUAGGUAUAAAGCUGGAUACGAGCAUGUUUCCAGGUUUCGAGGGGUGUUGUGACUCGCACGAUAAAUGCUACGAUACUUGUAACGAAGACCGGGACGAAUGCGACGAAUUAUUCAAGGAAUGUUUAGGCGCCGUUUGCCAGGAAGUCAAACAAGUUCGGUCGUCGGACCAAACUCAACUUUGCGAUAACGUCAGCGGGGUAAUGCAGGCGGCCGCGGUGGGCCUGGGGUGCUCGUCUUUCAAUCAAGCACAGAAGAGCGCAUGCGUGUGCAGCGGGCACGCCAUUGAAGAAGAUGGCGACAGCAACAAAGGCACAAAGGGUGAACUGUGACUUACGUUGAAAAUGUAAAGAAAUUGACAGGAAAUUAAUAUUUAUAAUAUAAACAAAUUGUGUAAAAACUUAUAUUUGAUGCAGUUUUUGUCAUGGGGGAGGGGAGGGGGACUUCAUGUUGAAGGCAAA
Dendronephthya gigantea is the source of this 946-nucleotide messenger RNA. Its product is annotated as group XIIA secretory phospholipase A2-like. Lineage: Eukaryota; Metazoa; Cnidaria; Anthozoa; Malacalcyonacea; Nephtheidae. Gene Ontology annotation, biological process: arachidonate secretion; lipid catabolic process; phospholipid metabolic process. Gene Ontology annotation, cellular component: extracellular region. Gene Ontology annotation, molecular function: A2-type glycerophospholipase activity; calcium ion binding. The transcript has a single exon. The coding region runs from base 257 to 817 and encodes 186 amino acids. The record is from RefSeq and is a predicted model, not a curated record.